This is a messenger RNA of Paramacrobiotus metropolitanus, 477 nucleotides long. RefSeq lists its product as uncharacterized. The transcript is spliced from 3 exons. The coding region runs from base 129 to 362 and encodes 77 amino acids. The record is from RefSeq and is a predicted model, not a curated record. Lineage: Eukaryota; Metazoa; Tardigrada; Eutardigrada; Parachela; Macrobiotidae. Gene Ontology annotation, biological process: cytoplasmic translation. Gene Ontology annotation, molecular function: structural constituent of ribosome. Gene Ontology annotation, cellular component: cytosolic large ribosomal subunit; ribosome.
UGGGGAACUCCGUCGUCAGAAUCUAACGAAGUUUGCUUAGGCCUUUGCAGUUCCAGUGUAUUGAUAGUUUUACUAUCUCAGUUCUUGGUUGAAUUCCAGAGAUUCUUUUCUUUUAAUUUUGGAAAAACAUGGCGAAGUCGAAGAACCAUACCGAUCAUAAUCAAAAUAGGAAAGACCAUCGAAAUGGGAUUCACAGGCCGAAAACUGAGCGUUUUAUGUCCAAACAAGGAGUGGAUCCCAAGUUUCUCCGAAACCUUCGCUUUGUGCGAAGAGCCAACCUUAAAGCCCACGUGAAACAUCUCAAGCAGAAACGCGCCACUCUUUUGGAAGCAAUCAAUACCAAGAAAGUCGCAGCAAAAUAGAUUUUGGCUUUUCGGUUAUGUUUUGUAACCUUAAAAAUUAAAAUCAAUUAAAUCACGCCACCUGAUCGAAAGUUAUCAUCGUAAUAGGUUAUGGUAAAAUAAAAAGUGGAAAUUG